CCCUUGUGCAGCUCUCUGGACGUUCCCUUCCCAUCGUCUCGUGAGGCCAACAUCGCUCUGCGCUCUCUAUCACCAGACCGAGAGCCGAGAAAAGGCGGCAUCAGCAAAGAGCUCACAGUGUCUGGCAGCACGUUGUCUGUGAGGUGGAGCGCAGAUGAAGCUCGAAUCCUUCGAGUGUCUGUGGACUCCUUUCUGGAUCACCUGUUGCUCGUUCUGGAGACCAUGGAGAUGUUUGGCUCCCCAGUUUCCCAAUGAAGCCUCACAAAUGACUGUGACUCUGAUUCUGUGAUCCUCUUGUCCUCUACUGGAGUUUUAGGUGCAACAUCAGGAAGAGAAACCUGGUUGUUACUGUAAGG
Messenger RNA from Monopterus albus (swamp eel), 356 nucleotides. RefSeq names its product L antigen family member 3 (gene lage3). The record is from RefSeq and is a predicted model, not a curated record. The transcript is spliced from 2 exons. Gene Ontology annotation, cellular component: EKC/KEOPS complex. The annotation marks the transcript as partial. Lineage: Eukaryota; Metazoa; Chordata; Actinopteri; Synbranchiformes; Synbranchidae.